Molecule: messenger RNA, 1851 nt
Organism: Xyrauchen texanus (razorback sucker)
Lineage: Eukaryota; Metazoa; Chordata; Actinopteri; Cypriniformes; Catostomidae
Product: transmembrane protein 79-like
Exons: 5
Coding region: 297-1463 (388 amino acids)
Biological process (GO): regulated exocytosis
Cellular component (GO): lysosomal membrane; trans-Golgi network membrane
Source: RefSeq, a predicted model, not a curated record
GCAAAAAGACAACUAAAUCUGAGGCUAUUCAACUCCGAAGGAGAUGACUUCAGUGGUUUCAGUGCACAGGACGAGGAAGAUAGUGACCAAUGACUUUCUUGGACUUUUGCAGUGGAAACAUGAAAAAUCAACACUUUUAUUUAAUCUGGGAGUUCAGACGAAUAUGAACUGUGGGAGUUUAAAUGUUCUGUAGUUUCAUCCCUAAACCAUAGACGUGAUUUCUACAGAUAGAAGUUGGAUACUACAGAACAACAAUCCAACUCACAAAACGAACGGAAAGACAAACAAGCAGCGAAAUGACCGAGCUCCUCGUCAUUAAACCUGAAAGAGUUGAUGAGAGGAAACCGCUAACUACCAGCGAGAACUUCCUAGAACUUCAGAGGUCUGAUGGAGAUCACACAGAACCCAGAACCCUGCAAUGGCACGAGGAUCGAGGACCAGACCACCGCUCACCUGAAGGACAGACGUCCAGCCAGGAGCAAGUGAGUGGAACGGAGAGUUCCAGAGAGAUGGAGAGAGGAGAGCACUGGAUGGACAUGGAGGAGAAGAAGAGUGAUGAUGAAAGAGGAGAUCAGGACAGUGGAGACGGCUCAUUGGCUGAUGAUGAGGAAGAGGAUGAUGAUGAUGAAAUCGGUUGCGAUAGGGUACGUGCGCACUGGAUGCCAGAGAAAGCCGGACAGCUCUUCACUCCAAACAUAAUGAUAGUGCAGCCGACCUGCCAUCAGCAGGACCUGAAUGAAAGCAGUGUGAUCAAAGAGGAGAUACAGAUGGAGAAAGCUCCUCUAUACACGCAAAACUUUCACAUGAGCCAACCAAAACACUUUCACCCACAGUGGAUAGAAGACAUUGAAAAACCCAAAGACAGUUGCUGUGGAGAGAUUGUAAGAGUGUGUGUGUUUAUUACGGCUGCAGCAGUUAUUUUCCCGUUACUAACGUGGGGCGGGUACGAGCUCCUGCCCUUUAAAAUCCCUCUUCUCGACAGAACCCCCUUCAGGCUGGUCUACACUCUACGCUGUGCUUUUUUCGCCACCAUUCCAAUAGUGCUGGGGGUGUUGGUUCAGGGUGCGUCCCGUCUGAGGUUUGGGACCCUGAAGCCGCUGUUUGUUGGGACGUGGGAGAUUCGUCAGGUGGCCGUUCACAGUCACUACGUCAGAGAGUCCCUCCACCUGUACCUGCUGUAUUUCAUGCAGCUCGCUGUCAUGGCGACCUACAUCCAACAGGAGAUGCUCAAACUGGUGCCGCUCCUCACCAUCAUCUUUGUGAUUGGCCGACUGAUUUACUGGGUGUGUGUUGUUUAUGGCAGCAGCGUACGAGCGCUGGGUUUCGGCCUCUCCUUCUUACCCCUGCUUGCCCUUCUGGGGGCAAACCUUUACUUCAUUGGCUCAGUGGGCGGAGCAGAGGUGGUGUUUGAUGUGGCCCCUCCCACUACACCCCCACCCCCAAAGCUGAGAUGGUGGGGGUGAAACUGAAGAACAACAGAGAUCCGAGUGUCAUGUUUCGAGUUGUUUGCUUUGCUGUUGUCCACGAUGGCGAGACGUUCACAUAAUAAACAAUGAAAAGUUUGAAUCAUCUAGAAGGAAUUCUCGCCUGCACUGAGAGCGAUGAUGAGACUGAUCAGUUUAACUUGUGACUCAUAUUGGGGGAAUCUCAGGGAAUCUGCCAGCACAAGAUCUUCAGAAGUUAUUUUACAUUGUUAUACAGAUAGUUAUGAAUCUUACAGACAUGCUGUUUGUUUACUAUUGUUGUUGUUGUUGUUGUCAUGCUGUCAAUAUAAUGUUUGAAUGUUUCCUCAUGUUUGUGAAAAUACAGUUUAUUAAAUGAAGUUGAUCAUCAAUGUCUAGACUUAAUCUG